UCUGCCCCCGCAGGCUGCAGCUGAUAAAAAGUUCACAAAAGCAGCCGAUCGAAUCCUCUCCUGGAAAUGGCGGAAGCUGAAUAUGGAAAACCCCUUUCCCUAUCUGAGCAAUAUGCGCUCAAGGAGGAGGAAAAAUCAGAUGUGACUACUAAAUCGGCAGAAGCAAAAGAGAUUGAAAAUCCUACGAGUGCUCAAUCUGUGGAAGUUGUCACUGAGAAAGUGGAGACUCCUGCUGCUGUAGUUGAGGAAAGCACCGAGGCCCCUCCUGCUCCUGCUGAAGAAAGCACUGAAGCCAAUUCAACUGCAGAGAACAGUGGUGAAGAUGCUCCAUCUGCAGCAGUGAACACCGAUGAUGCCGAAGAAACACCAGAGAUUAAGCUUGAGACUGCCCCAGCAGAUUUUCGCUUCCCAACUACAAACCAAACAAGGCAUUGCUUCACACGCUAUAUUGAGUACCAUCGUUGUGUUGCUGCAAAAGGAGAAGAUGCUUCAGAGUGUGAUAAGUUUGCCAAGUUUUAUCGUGCCCUAUGUCCCGGAGAAUGGAUCGACCGAUGGAACGAGCAAAGGGAGAAUGGUACAUUUCCAGGACCCCUAUAGAAGGUACCUCUCUGUCGGAAAACCUUGUGGUUUUCUUCUGUUAUAUCCACCCAGUUAACCACAGAUGAAUUUGUUAAAGUCGAAUUUGAAAGGAUGAGGUAAUAAGAAAUUUUGGCAUGUUUUUCUAGACUAAUCAGAUCAAGGAUGAUACAAUGCCUUGGCUCAUAAAAAAAGGAAGCCUUUACUCUUUCCUUGAUGAAACCAUUUUUAAGAACA
Hibiscus syriacus is the source of this 813-nucleotide messenger RNA. RefSeq names its product cytochrome c oxidase subunit 6b-3-like. The record is from RefSeq and is a predicted model, not a curated record. Bases 67 to 597 code for a protein of 176 amino acids. Gene Ontology annotation, cellular component: mitochondrion; respiratory chain complex IV. NCBI's taxonomy places the organism in Eukaryota, Viridiplantae, Streptophyta, Magnoliopsida, Malvales, Malvaceae. The transcript is spliced from 5 exons.